AUGGAGACGGAGGGAUCUCCUGCGCAGGGGAACUCCCAUAGGCAGGAUUUAUUCCCGAAUUCUAAUAACGACAGACGCGUCCCUCAGGGGCUGGGGAGCCAUAUGCGAGAACAGAACAGUGAGAGGGGUCUGGACCCCAUGUCAGAGCAGACUCCACAUAAACUAUCUAGAGCUGCUGACUGUUUUCCUGGCCUUAAAAUGCUUCCUCCCCACGGUGGAAGGGCAUCACGUUCUGAUCAAGACGGACAAUACUACAGUAGUGUCAUACAUAAACAGACAGGGAGGGACACGUUCACUCCCGUUACUAACAUUAUCGAGGUCGCUCCUCCUGUGGAGCGAGCAACAUCUCUGUUCAAUCCGAGCGACGCACGUCCCGGGCGCUUUGAAUCUGGGUGCGGAUCUUCUCUCCAGGGGCGGGCCCCUUGUGAGAGAGUGGCGCCUCAACCCCCAUGUGGUGUCUCAGAUUUGGGACCGGUGGGGCAGGGCCCACGCCGAUCUAUUCGCAUCCAGAGAAAAUGCGCACUGCCCUCUGUACUUCUCGAUGCUGGAUCCCAGCGCUCCACUCGGGGUGGACGCGCUGGCGCACAGCUGGCCAAGGCGCUUGCUCUAUGCGUUCCCUCCGGUGGAACUGAUCACGCCUACACUGGAACGAGUGCGUCGGGACAAUCACUAUUUAAUUCUGGUGGCCCCGUGCUGGCCAGCGAAGCCAUGGCACGCGGAAAUAGUCAGCCUACUGGCGGACGAGCCGUGGCCUCUUCCCCUGCGGCCAGAUCUCUUGUCACAGGCGGGGGGGCAAAUCCUGCACCCUCGACCGGAGCUAUGGCGCCUGCAGGCUUACCUGCUGAACGGUCAGGUUUAGUAGCUAGGGGCCUACCUCCCAACGUUAUUGCCACUAUACAGAAUGCUAGAGCUUCAUCUACGCGAAAUCUAUAUUCGUAUAAAUGGCGUGCGUUCGAGAACUGGUGCCACAGCAGACGUAUUGUGCCUUUUCAGUGUUCUGUAGUUGAUGUUUUGACAUUCCUGCAGGAGCUCUUCGAGCAGGGCCUGUCUUUCUCUACCAUUAAGGUCUAUUUGGCUGCUAUAUCAGCAUGUCAUGUAGGCUUUGAGGGCGUGUCACCUGGAGCGCAUCCUCUAACUAUUCGUUUCAUGAGGGGUGUGCAUCGUCUAAGACCAUUUAAUAGGUCGUCGGUGCCCUCGUGGGACCUCCCUGCUGUUCUGGAGGCGCUGUGUGGCCCUCCUUUUGAGCCUCUGGAGUCAGUGGACAUUAAAGUCGUGUCCUACAAGACCGCACUUCUGCUCGCAUUGGCGUCAGCAAAGCGCGUAUCUGACAUUCAUGCUCUUUCAGUACAUCCAUCUUGCACUCAGUUUGCACCUGAUGGGGCAAAAGUUGUUUUGCUGCCUAACGCUGCUUAUCUACCCAAGGUCAUGCCUAGGUCUUAUCAGUCUAUGGCGAUUGAAUUAUUUGCCUUUUCACCCCCUCCGUUUACCUCUGAGGAGCAAAGGCGUCUGCACUGCCUCUGCCCUCUGCGGGCACUGCGCACAUACAUGUCACGAACUAGCGAGUUUCGGUUGUGUGACCAGCUCUUUGUUUGCUUUGCUAGGCCAGCUCGCGGUAAAGCAUUGUCUAAACAACGUCUCUCCCAUUGGAUUGUCGAGGCUAUUACUUUGGCCUACAGCACAAGGGGCAUGUCAUUGCCUGUGGGUUUGCACGCUCAUUCAACUAGGGGGAUGGCAGCAUCCUGGGCUUUAUUCAAAGGUGUAUCUCUGGAUCAGGUCUGCUCAGCAGCAUCCUGGUCCUCCCCUCACACUUUUGUACGCUUCUACCGUUUGGACGUGGCGGCCCCUUCGGUGGCCUCCUCGGUCCUUUCCUCUGGGACAGGAUGUUGACAUGUGUCAGCCCUUGCUGUGCGGGGCGUGUAUAUAGGUCCCAUACUAUCUGUGUUGUACCGAGUGAAUCGACCGAAAGGGAACGUCAGGUUAUGAAUAUAACCACUGUUCCCUGAGGGAGAGGAACGAGGUACAACACCAGCUUGCCCCGCUCAGCUCAUGCUCGGUGAAGUUCGCUGGGUUGAACUGGGGAAGCAUCGCUGGUGACUGCGCUUAAGUACUACGUAGGCGGUGCUUGCUACGUCACCACGCGACUUGCCUUUCAGGCGUGAAUAAAGGUGUCUUCAAGCCAGAC
Messenger RNA from Engraulis encrasicolus (European anchovy), 2182 nucleotides. RefSeq lists its product as uncharacterized. The coding region runs from base 1 to 1887 and encodes 628 amino acids. The record is from RefSeq and is a predicted model, not a curated record. Gene Ontology annotation, biological process: DNA recombination; DNA integration. Lineage: Eukaryota; Metazoa; Chordata; Actinopteri; Clupeiformes; Engraulidae. Gene Ontology annotation, molecular function: DNA binding. The transcript has a single exon.